UACAGAUGUACCUUUCCUUACAUCUAUGGUUGGAACUAGCAUUCAAACUCCAUCCAGAACAGCUGGGGUUUAGGGAUAAUGGUGCUCAUCCCUAAACAUUAUUUCUAUUUUCAGGGCCCAAUUCUGCUUGUCCAACACAACCCAAACUGACCUGGUUGUUACCUUGCAUAUUUGCUCAGUAGGCAAAUUACUCUUACCAGGACCGAUCAGUGUUGACUGCGUGCUAAAAGCAAUUGUAACGUGAAAGCUAGUGGACUGCUAUCUGUGGAACUAUGAGCUGCCCUUGCGCCACCCUCUCCACGGGGCAGAAGAUGCCCCUGGUGGGACUGGGGACCUGGAAAAGUGCCCCAGGACAGGUGAUGCAGGCAGUGCUGAGCGCUCUGGACUGUGGUUACAGACACAUUGACUGCGCAGCCGCGUACGGCAACGAACAGGAAGUGGGCGAGGCCUUGAGAGAGAGGGUGGGGCUUGGCAAGGCUCUCCAAAGAGAGGACGUGUUCGUGACGUCCAAGCUGUGGAACACCCAGCACCACCCCGACGACGUGGAGCCGGCCUGCCGGAAGAGCCUCACCGACCUGGGCCUGGACUACCUGGACCUGUACCUCAUGCACUGGCCAAUGGCCUUCCAGAGGGGGGCCGAGGUGAUGCCGAGGAACGCCGACGGCUCCAUCCGCUACGCGGACACCCACUACCGGGACACCUGGAAGGCCAUGGAGGCGCUGGUGGACCUGGGGCUGGCGAGGGCCAUAGGGCUGUCCAACUUCAACGCCAGGCAGGUGGACGAUGUCCUCAGCAUUGCCAAACACAAGCCGGCGGUGAACCAGGUGGAGUGCCACCCGUACCUGAUCCAGGCCCGGCUGCUGGCCCACUGCGGGGACCGGGGGGUGGUGGUGACGGCCUACAGCCCUCUGGGCUCCCCCGACCGCCCCUGGGCCACGCCCGGGGAGCCCCCGCUGCUGGACGACCCGCGCGUGCUGGACCUCGCCCGCCGCUACGGGAAGACUCCCGCCCAGGUCAUCAUCAGGUGGCAGGUGCAAAGAGGAGUUGUCUGCAUCCCUAAAAGCAUCACUCCUUCUAGAAUCCAGCAGAACAUUCAGGUAUUUGACUUCAAGCUGUCAGAUGAAGAUAUGAAGCAGAUUGAAUCCUUUAACAGAGACGAGAGGCUAAUAAUACCCACUAUAGAAAGAGAUGGACAGAAAGUGUGGAGAGAUGCAGUCCACCCUCAUUUCCCCUUUCACGACCCCUACUGACAAAGCUCAACCUCUCCAACAACCAGUUACAUUACUUCUCAUGGACAAGAUCACACUGUAAAACCGCAACAUGUAAAGGGUAUUAGGAUUGCUUGUCAGACUUGAGUGAAGAACUGAUAUUAUACCCCGUUAAAUAAAGUUUGCUUCUUACAA
Molecule: messenger RNA, 1403 nt
Organism: Anguilla rostrata (American eel)
Lineage: Eukaryota; Metazoa; Chordata; Actinopteri; Anguilliformes; Anguillidae
Gene: akr1a1a
Product: aldo-keto reductase family 1, member A1a (aldehyde reductase)
Exons: 10
Coding region: 273-1250 (325 amino acids)
Biological process (GO): aldehyde catabolic process
Cellular component (GO): cytosol
Molecular function (GO): aldose reductase (NADPH) activity
Source: RefSeq, a predicted model, not a curated record